This is a messenger RNA of Trichomonas vaginalis G3, 258 nucleotides long. RefSeq names its product ubiquitin-like family. The transcript has a single exon. Lineage: Eukaryota; Parabasalia; Trichomonadida; Trichomonadidae. Bases 1 to 258 code for a protein of 85 amino acids. The record is from RefSeq and is a predicted model, not a curated record.
AUGGAUGCAUACAUCAUUAGGUUUAAUCAGAACCUUGAUUUCUAUGUUCCAUUCGAUGAGCCUCUAACUGCAGGCGAAGUAAAGCAAGAAAUGUUUCUACAGCUUGAGGAAUCAACAAGUUCAAUGUUUUUAAUCUACAAUGGAGAGAUCCUCAAAGAUGAAUCUAAGUUAGAGACUCUUGGGAUCAAAAAGGUUCCAUCCUCCACUUGUACAUUCCAAAGUAUGACAACAUUUUCGUCCAAUCUCCAAAGCGCAUGA